AUGGACUCUGAUUAUAUCAUGAUUCUCAUCAGGACGGUGAGGACAUUGAUUCCCAGAUGUCGUUGAAACUGGAGUUUGUGUACGAUCCGAACUUCAAAAACCAUGUGAAUUACUCACACACCGCUGUCCAGAUCCCCACAGACAUCUACAAAGGCGCUCCGGUGAUCCUGAACGAGCUGAACUGGACGCAAGCGUUAGAGCGAGUCUUUAUAGAGAACAGCAGAGACGACCCGUCGUUGCUCUGGCAAGCGUUUGGAAGCGCCACCGGUGUCACGAGAUAUUAUCCAGCUGCUCCCUGGAAAGCGCCGGAUAAGAUUGACCUUUAUGAUGUACGACGACGACCCUGGUACAUUCAAGGAGCAUCCUCGCCCAAAGAUAUGGUCAUCCUCGUAGACGUGAGCGGCAGUGUCAGUGGACUUACUCUCAAACUGAUCAAAGCUUCGGUCACAGAGAUGCUCGACACACUCUCCGACGAUGAUUACGUCAAUGUGGCCAGG
Sinocyclocheilus rhinocerous is the source of this 497-nucleotide messenger RNA. RefSeq names its product voltage-dependent calcium channel subunit alpha-2/delta-2-like. Gene Ontology annotation, molecular function: voltage-gated calcium channel activity. The record is from RefSeq and is a predicted model, not a curated record. Gene Ontology annotation, cellular component: voltage-gated calcium channel complex. NCBI's taxonomy places the organism in Eukaryota, Metazoa, Chordata, Actinopteri, Cypriniformes, Cyprinidae. The transcript is spliced from 5 exons. The annotation marks the transcript as partial.